CGAUCAGGACCGUCAAUACAUCACCACUUACACUUCACGUCGCAGGACAGUAUCAAAUUACUAUUCUGCUAACAUUUUCUCCACUCUCGAUUUCAAAAUCACAAAAGCCAACAAAUUUUUUUAUAAAUAAGUUUAAUUAGGGCUUUUGUUAAUUAAUUCCUGCAACGUUCUAACUUGGCUUCCAAAUUUUUUAGGGUUAGGGUUUAACGAAUUUCAUAUUAAUUAAAAGAUGUAUGCUGAUCGAGUCGAGGCUGCAGCAAAAAGGUCUAUAAAAGAUCGUCUCAAUGGCAAUUCUGUCGACGACUCUUCUCGACGCCGUCAAUUCACCGGCAAAAGGCAGAGGCAAGAUGAUAAGUGGGAACAUGAUCUCUAUGAGAAUAAUGAACCACGACUAUCAAAUCGCAAAGUCAGCGGUCAAGAUCUUCGUCUGAAGCUUCAAAAGAAAAGUCAUCCACAAGCAUCUCAAAGCAUAAAGGGGACAGUUUCAGGCAUGCGGGAUUUACGUGAGAAGCUAUCUGGGACUAUGAAUUCACAACCACUGAAUGUUGACCCACCUAAAAGAAAAUUGGAGGCUGCUAAACCGGCUAGGAGAAGUGCUGCAGUCGAAGUUCCUGAACCAGAGAUUAAAAAAGUUGCUGCAAUGGCUUCUAGAAGAAAAUCUCAGCAAAAGGGUGAUACUUCAUUGGAAGGUUUUCUGCAGUCACUAGGCCUCGAGAAAUAUCUGAUUACGUUUCAAGUUGAAGAAGUUGAUAUGACAGCUCUUGUACACAUGAGCGAUGAGGACCUCAAAGUUUUAGGAAUACCAAUGGGCCCAAGAAAGAAGAUACUCUUAGCAUUGGAAUCCAAAGGCUAGCAUUGAGGAAAGUGGCACCUGCAUGUUCUAUGGGUUGACAGUCGAAUUGUUAGGGCUGCCUUUUGCUUGAUAUAUGCCUGGAUGUAAAAAAUUGCCUUCCCCCUCUGAAGGUGGCUUAACUGGCUCAUUAUAGAUGUCAAACUGGUAUGAAUAUUAGCUUGCACCAAAUGUAGGUCCUUUCUUUUUUCUCUGUUUUUUGUUUUGUCGGCCAAUUGUUGGAACUUCAGAUUAAUGAAAUUAUCAUUUCGUUCAA
Ricinus communis (castor bean) is the source of this 1106-nucleotide messenger RNA. Its product is annotated as ankyrin repeat and SAM domain-containing protein 6. The record is from RefSeq and is a predicted model, not a curated record. The transcript has 6 exons. Gene Ontology annotation, molecular function: protein binding. Lineage: Eukaryota; Viridiplantae; Streptophyta; Magnoliopsida; Malpighiales; Euphorbiaceae. The coding region runs from base 230 to 853 and encodes 207 amino acids.